AUGUCUGGCGGGCAAUCAGGCAGGACCUCCCAAGCGAGAGCUGCCAGACGCUCCUUCCCUCGGCUACGCCCUUUCCCGUAUAAUCGCCUCGCCCUCCCACCAGACCCAGAUCAAACGGCGCGCUUCCCCCCUCCCCCGAGUUUCUUUUGUCCAGCUCUUCUUCUUCGCUUCGUCCCGUCGAUAGGCGCAGUAUCCUUCCUUCUCCCGGGCUCUGGGGAAGUUGCUUGUUGCAACGCGUAUUCCAAAUUGCGCUGUCUCAAAGCACUCGGUCGGCCUCGAGGUGGUUGUUCUUCACCACUCGCGCAAAGGGCAUUGGCCGCCCUUCUCCGCACCCGGUGCACCGUGAACUUCUCAUAA
Molecule: messenger RNA, 357 nt
Organism: Purpureocillium lilacinum
Lineage: Eukaryota; Fungi; Ascomycota; Sordariomycetes; Hypocreales; Ophiocordycipitaceae
Source: RefSeq, a predicted model, not a curated record